This is a messenger RNA of Spinacia oleracea (spinach), 983 nucleotides long. RefSeq names its product iron-sulfur assembly protein IscA-like 2, mitochondrial. The coding region runs from base 277 to 762 and encodes 161 amino acids. Gene Ontology annotation, molecular function: iron ion binding; 4 iron, 4 sulfur cluster binding; 2 iron, 2 sulfur cluster binding. The record is from RefSeq and is a predicted model, not a curated record. Gene Ontology annotation, cellular component: mitochondrion. The transcript is spliced from 6 exons. Gene Ontology annotation, biological process: iron-sulfur cluster assembly. NCBI's taxonomy places the organism in Eukaryota, Viridiplantae, Streptophyta, Magnoliopsida, Caryophyllales, Amaranthaceae.
CCUUCAUUUUGAAUGCCAACCACAUAACUGAGAGGAGAAAGCGGAGAGGAGAACGGAGAGCAAGCGGAGAACGAGGACCAAGCUGAGUAACAACGGUCGCGCCGCCUACACCGUAAUCCGACGCCACCUGCAACAACUUCGGCCGCCGCCUCACCCAAAGAAAAUUGGAGCUUGACGCCGCCUUUACCACUUCCGGCAGCCUCCUCUGUCGGUUACGCGUCACCCCCUCACCCAACGUAGCAGAAGAAAUAGAGAGAGACGUGUUCUACAGGAGGCAUGGCAACAAGAUCAAUAUUAGCUCGUGUUUCUUCAAAUUUCGCUUUUCGAAUCCGCCAUAAUCACAGAAUUCUCACCUCCAAUUCCAAUUCAUUUUCUUCAUCUUCAUCUGCUGCCGUUUCAGAUUCUUCACCUUCCCCUUCUUCGUCCGCAGAUGACGUCCAUAUUACUGACAGCUGUGUUCGGAGGAUGAAAGAAUUGCAAGCUAGUGAGAAUGGGAAUAAGAUGCUUCGCCUUAGUGUGGAAGCUGGUGGAUGUUCUGGGUUUCAAUAUGCCUUUGCACUGGAUGAUAACAAACACAAUGAUGACAGAGUUUUUGAAAAGGAUGGUGUCAAAUUGGUGAUCGAUAAAAUUUCUUACGACUUUGUGAAAGGUGCCUGUGUUGAUUAUGCCGAGGAGCUUAUUCGUUCAGCAUUCCAGGUAAUUGAAAAUCCAAGCGCUGUAGGUGGAUGCAGUUGUAAAAGUUCCUUCAUGGUGAAGCUGUAGUUCACUUCAAACUUCAUACAAUACUUGUAUUGGGUCAUGGAAUAUUCCGAUUUUUAUGUAUAAUAACGUUUAUCAAUAAGGGGAUAUUAUUAUUAUGUAUAAUUUCCUAAUUACUUGUAAUGACUUCAACUAAUAAUAGAUUAACUAUACGUAAAAUUGAAAUCCAACUGAAUACUUCAUACAUUUAAAAAUCAACUAUGAGUAAUUUUUGAUUUGAAGAA